UGGAUACAGCCCCCCCUCUAAUGGGCAUGGAAGGUUGGCGCUGUAGCAGAGAGAGGAGAUGUGGCAGCUCUGCGUCAUACCAGUGCAGUGAAGAGAAGCCCCCCCCCUUCUUUCCCCAUCUCCCCCACCUCCUCCUUCCUUCCCUCAUUCCCUCCUUCCUUCUCAUCAUCCAAUUUGCACGUUGCUUGAUUCACCCCCCCCCCUCUCCAAUUGUGUCCUAUAUCAGCAUCUGCUCAUCACACAUUCCCCCUCCAACAUCUCACUCUCUCUUUCUUUGCCUGCUGGCUCAGCUCGGCUUCCGCUGUGUUGGCUGACCCAGGCGGACUUUUACUGGCGAGCGUGGGCGAAAGAAAAGAAAGCCACCGCCAACUUCCUGCCUCUGACAGAGAGCGAGCGAGCGGUGGCCCUGCUUCGGAAUCAUACCACUCCCUCUUCUUAUCUCUCCACCCCCCUUGUCUGUCUGUGUUGUUUUUCCUCAGAAGCAUAGCCCAUGCAAGCAGCGUGAGGGCCGAGUGCUGCCGUUUCCUUCAAAGCGGAGCCCCCAACAUGUGAGAAGAUGUCUGUUGGAGGUUGCGCUUGUCCCGGCUGUUCGUCAAAGUCAUUCAAGCUGUACUCUCCCAAGGAACCCCCUAACGGCGGAAGCUUUCCACCUUUCCACCCAGGCGCUAUGCUGGACCGAGAUGUGGGGAGACCCACACCGUAUGGAAACCAGACAGACUAUCGCAUGUAUGAGCUGAACAAAAGGCUACAGAAUUGGACAGAGGAUUGUGACAAUUUGUGGUGGGAUGCAUUCACCACGGAGUUUUUCGAAGACGACGCGAUGCUUACCAUAACUUUCUGCCUUGAAGAUGGACCCAAACGAUACACCAUUGGUAGGACGUUGAUUCCGAGAUAUUUUCGAAGCAUCUUUGAGGGUGGGGCAACAGAGCUCUUCUACAACUUGAAGCAUCCGAAGGAAUCCUUCCACAGUAACUUUGUCUCUCUCGACUGUGACCAGUGCACCAUGGUCACCCAGAACGGCAAACCCAUGUUCACACAGGUUUGCGUGGAGGGUCGUCUGUACCUCGAGUUCAUGUUUGAUGACAUGAUGAGGAUCAAGACGUGGCACUUCAGCAUCAGACAACACCGAGAGGUCCUCCCCAGAAGCAUCCUGGCCAUGCAUGAUCCUCAGAUGCUGGAUCAAUUGGCUAAAAAUAUCACCAGAUGUGGGCUGUCCAACUCCACUCUCAACUACCUUCGUCUGUGUGUGAUAUUGGAGCCCAUGCAAGAACUGAUGUCAAGACACAAGACUUACAGUUUGAGCCCCCGAGACUGCCUGAAGACUUGCCUCUUCCAAAAGUGGCAGAGGAUGGUCGCACCCCCAGCCGAGCCUGCUAGACAAGCGCCCAACAAGCGACGAAAAAGGAAGGUGUCAGGCGGCAGCAACGUGAGCUCCGGCGGGGGCAGCAAUAACAACAGCAACAGUAAAAAGAAGAGCCCAGCCAACAGCUUCUCCCUCUCCAACCAGGACGUGAUGAUGGUGGGAGAGCCCACCCUGAUGGGAGGGGAGUUUGGUGACGAGGAUGAGCGUCUGAUCACGCGACUGGAGAACACACAGUUGGACGGGGCCAACGGCCUGGAGGAUGAGGACUGUUUCAGCAGCUCGCCAGCAUUGAGGUCACACUCGCCCUGGAACAGCAAGCCCCCCUCCAGUCAGGACAGCAAGAAUGACAACUCCCAGUUGUCUCAGUAAACUAUUAACGGAGGCAGGAGGGCACGGGGAAGGCAGUUAUUUUGUUAAUUCAAAGAUGGCUGCUGCAUGACUGAAGAUGGAGGGGUGUUCCUUCAUGGACUAGACCGAGGACCUGGUUGGAACAAAAACCUGUACAGUGCCGGAGCUUGAGGACCGGAGUUGAGAACCACUACGCAAUCUCUAUCACCUCCAACACACACACACACACACACGCACACAAUCUCUGUUUCAUACAAACUCCAACAUUUGGGUACAGCAGAACUGUGGUACGCAGCAUGUCUGGACAAGAUUCGACAGGAGUGUGUUUUCAUUUUCUUUCCUUUUAACGUAAAGAAAAAAAAAAGCCCAGAAAUAUUUUAUGCACUGUUUUCACCAUUAACUCCAAUCUAUUUUUCUUAUUGACUGUGUUCUUUUUUUUUUCUCCCUUUCCCUCUUUAUUGCUGAUGUAAGAAGUGAAAACCAUCUGAACCUUGCAGUAUAUUCAUGUAUAAAUAUUUGCUGUUAGACCUUUCUUCUUGUGAUGGUAAUAAUGUGAAUCGAUAUAGAAUCCUCCAUCUUGUGUCACACUGUCAGUCAAUCAAGGCCAGUGAUUUGAAUGCUAUGAUAACAUGGUGGAUGGCAGGGAUGGGGACACUUUAGCCAAUGGGAUGCAAUUAAAAAAUAUAUCACAAUGGGCAAACUCAUAGGAUCAUUGAACAACAGAAUUGGCAAAUGCUCAUUGAGAUGAACCUUGUUUUCAUUGUCAUUUUUUUUCCAUUUUGGUCGGCGUUUUUUGGACCAUCCAACAGGCAAACGGUUCCCCACUCCUUUGGUACGAUAGGAAGGCCUGCUUUGUAUUCGCUGUCUCAUUGUCAUCUUUAAUUCUACCUGGGGUGUACUCUCUUCUAACAGGGAAUAGAAAACAGUCCAAAUUUGCUACUCAUAUAUUUUAACAACACAUUUUGACUUCAUUGUAAGAUAAGAAGAGGAAAAAAAAACUUUUGUAUUAAGUUUCCCAGAACCGUUUUUAACCCCAAUUAAAGAAAGCUGCAGACCAAGGAGCUCCAUGUAAAGAAUCUUUCGAUAUCAACUACACUGCGCUAUUUGGUUUUCAUGAAGAAACAUUUUAUUGGCUUUACUUCUCAUGUUUUGUCUGUGCUUGUAUAUUUUUAGCUAGUCCUUUCUGUAAAGGUUAUUAUAUGUAUCCCUCUCCUAGAACUAUAAGAAUCCCAAUUUUAAUGUAAAGAGAUAAAAAAAAGCCUCUUUAAAGUUUUGUUUUGAAAUGUGAUUUUUAAUGGUACAAUCACAGAUAUUACAAUUGCGGCCUCAUUUUAGCAAACUGUAUUUAUUUUUCUAUGUACUGACAUGCUGUUUUUAGUCCAAUCCACUUGUACAGUGCUCAUCAAUAACCAGCAGAGUUUUUAAUGGCUGCUGGGUCAGUAAAUGCUGAAAGAGGUCUUUUUUUUCUGGUCAUACAACGCCCAAGUAAAUACAGUCUGAUUGUUCACACACGCACAAAAAUAACUUUUCUUUGCUGUUGUAGUUUCUCGGUCCAUCUGAAUCAUGUAUCAGAUGUACAAAUAAAAGAAUCAGUUAGAUGAC
This is a messenger RNA of Hippocampus zosterae (dwarf seahorse), 3313 nucleotides long. RefSeq names its product LIM domain-binding protein 1-A-like. NCBI's taxonomy places the organism in Eukaryota, Metazoa, Chordata, Actinopteri, Syngnathiformes, Syngnathidae. Gene Ontology annotation, biological process: positive regulation of transcription by RNA polymerase II; nervous system development; negative regulation of transcription by RNA polymerase II. Gene Ontology annotation, cellular component: nucleus; transcription regulator complex. The coding region runs from base 557 to 1732 and encodes 391 amino acids. The record is from RefSeq and is a predicted model, not a curated record. The transcript is spliced from 12 exons. Gene Ontology annotation, molecular function: LIM domain binding.